UGCUCGCCUCCUUGCGAUCACACGACCCGUGAUGCAUUGAUGAUCGAGUAACACUAUACUAUGCUACCCCCAACUCAGAGUUGGUUUCAAUGUCACUAUCGCACGUCUACGAGGCAUCAAGAACAUUUAACGCGCAGGUCGGGAUGGUUUCCAUCUCCUCAUGGCGGCGAGAUAUACAACGAGGUACUUGAGAGUUAUUUUCUCAGAGCAAUCAAUGACUAUUCGCUUCCAAUUGCUCCGGCCUGUCAGGCUGUCACGCCUAGACCAGAUAUAGAUUAAGAUUUGUUUUGAAGUUGGUUGUUUUAUCACCCGGACUAAUAGUUGUACAAUGAGACAUAUCCUGGCAGGUUUGGUGCUCUCGAGUGCGCUUGUUGCCCGUGCGUGGGAUGGGCAACCAACACACAUUUAUGGCGUUAAUUUGGGUUCAUGGUUAGUCCUAGAGCCAUGGAUGCUUCCUCAAGAGUGGUUGGAUAUGGGUGGACAGUCAUGCGCUGAUGAUUGUUGGACAUGCAUUGCGACUGAGUCGUCAUUUGCAAAGGCGUAUCCAGACACCGUUGAUACUACAUUUGCUCAACACUGGGACACGUGGUUUACGCAGGACAACGUCAAUACGCUGAAGGCGGCCGGUAUUAACACCGUCAGGGUUCCUCUGGGAUAUUGGAUUGUGGAGGCCUUAGUCGAUAGGUCCCACGAAUCAUACCCUCGGGGCGGUCUCAAGUAUUUGCGUCGGGGCUUGGGCUGGCUGAAAGAUGCUGGGAUCCAAGCGAUCCUGGAUCAUCAUGCAUUACCCGGGGUUCAAACGCCUGGGCAAAUGUUCACUGGAAAUUGCACUUCCGAUGUUCAAUUCUACACUCCAUACAACUACCACCGUGCACUGGUGUGGACAGCGGUCAUGACUGCGCUUUCUCACCUGGACCCUGAUUUUGGAAGUGUCUUUGCGAUCGAGGCAAUCAAUGAACCCAUUAUGAACGCGACUCAAACACCCAACUAUGGCACCUUCCAAAGAAACUUUGUCCAGGUAAUCCGCGCAGUUGAGCUCACACUCGGAAUAUCUGCACCGUCAUCCAGUUUGUCGCUAUCGGUACCACUGUCAGUCUCGAACAACUUCACUGCUGCACUAAGUGCGACAUCUUCAGCAACCAUAUUCCCAGUGGAGGUGCGAGCGGCACUUUCAGAAGCCGUUCCAAUUUUACUAGCGAUUGGAGUAGCUUCCGGUUUACAGACCAUAUUCGAAGCCUCACCCUUCAAGCGGUCUCGUACUUCAUUGGUGACCAAUUUCAUGGAUGUGAACUGGCAGUACGAUAAUCCCUCUAAUCCAGCUGACGUGGCGAUUGGUCCCCAAGCUUACGACAACCAUUUGUAUUACUCGUUUGGUGGAGUUGCGGCUGCUGACCCAACGUCUUACUUGAUCAGUAUCUGUAAUCUUUCACGUAUCCAGGCUGACGCAGCGGUCGGCGACUCUCCACUCUGGUUCGGAGAGUGGGGACUUUCGACGGAGUUUAAUGCCACAAACGAGUUCCUCUACAAAUGGGCUGACGCACAGAAGUUGGCCUAUAGUAAAGGUGCCGGAUGGAUUUACUGGAACUUCAAAACCGAGAUAUCACCCCUCACCAAUGGGAGUGCACUUGCAAGGCAAUGGUCUUACCUUGAGGGGUUAAAACUCGGGUUCUUGACCCAGGACCCUGCAGCGUUCCACGAUCCGAAUGUGUGCGUUCCAUACAUGAACAGCACCACCAAUAGCACAAGUUCAUGAUGUGCGUUCUUGGUACCUAAUAAGCGACAGCGCUGAGCGCACCUAUAUUAAUCCCUGCUGACCCAUCAUUCUUUUGUCAACAUUCCUUACUGAUUCCUUAGAAUGAUCGUGCUGGUUUUCUCGCUAUUAUAACGAAAUUGGUCUCAGUCAGACCACUUAAAGCUUACUAGUCUAGUACAUAUUAUAGGCGAAGUUGUCCAUAUUACAAUUGAUAAGAUAAUCGAAUUGAUACAGGCCGG
This is a messenger RNA of Suillus fuscotomentosus, 1992 nucleotides long. Its product is annotated as glycoside hydrolase family 5 protein. Gene Ontology annotation, cellular component: cell surface; extracellular region. Gene Ontology annotation, biological process: glucan catabolic process. Gene Ontology annotation, molecular function: beta-glucosidase activity. NCBI's taxonomy places the organism in Eukaryota, Fungi, Basidiomycota, Agaricomycetes, Boletales, Suillaceae. The transcript has 15 exons. The record is from RefSeq and is a predicted model, not a curated record. The coding region runs from base 329 to 1753 and encodes 474 amino acids.